This is a messenger RNA of Hypomesus transpacificus, 1059 nucleotides long. RefSeq names its product ADP-ribosylation factor-like 6 interacting protein 6 (gene arl6ip6). Lineage: Eukaryota; Metazoa; Chordata; Actinopteri; Osmeriformes; Osmeridae. Bases 246 to 809 code for a protein of 187 amino acids. The record is from RefSeq and is a predicted model, not a curated record. The transcript has 4 exons.
GCUGGAAGGUAAUGGGCGGACUUUAAUGUAUUCACGCGGAAGCGGUUAGUGUCUACGAAGUUUUCGGGUCAUGUUAGAACAAGAUUGUUGGUUUCAUUUCAGAAUGACAGGGAAUCCCGUAUAAAUACGUUAUUUUCUAUCAAGUUACUGUGCAGUGGCUACGUUUUCACUCGUUUGUUUGGAAUUGGAACAGAAAAGUUCAAUUUCGCGUUUGCAAGGUAUUCCAAAAUUGGUCUGAAACUGAUAUGCAACGGUUAACCAACGAUAUGACAGCUCUCGUAAGUGACACUGAUAUGUUUGGGGAAAGACUAGACCAAGAGUUGGAACCAGAGGACCAAGACGUUUCUCGUAGUGGUACCGGGAUUGUUUUGGAGUUCAAACAACCGGUAGCUCAGACCCAGAAGCCGAGCAAGAGUUUUUGGGAUAACCCGCGACCAUGGCCAAAGAUGGUUUUGUCAAUGCUCUGUAGUGUUUUCCUGGUCUUGGCUGUCGCUGUCUUCUGUGCAUUUCUAUACAUCAUUAUAAAAGACCUGAGUGCUGAGAGGAUGUUGGGGGAGGAUGGGACAGAGGUCCGCGUCCUGGGAUUCUGGAGUGUUCUGGUAUUGUCAAUGUUGGCUGGCUUCUCCUGCUGCAGUUUCUCAUGGACACUCACAUACUUUGACUCAUAUCAGCCAGGCCUGUUUACCCCAACCCCCCUGUCGUCUGCCUACCUCAGGCGUUUGACAGGCCACUCCUUCCAUGUGGGCUACAGCGUGGCUGUCCUGAAUGGCAUAGUGGCCGCACUGACUGUUGUCUGGAACCUCAUUUGACCCCUGACCUUUACCCAGAAUUCAAUGCUUCUGCACGUGGCCCGCCCAACAUCCCAGCUAUCGCCACUGACCUCAGCACUCAGAAGUAUCACCGUAAAAUAAGGAAACACUGAAUUAAGCUGUGCUUGGCAUACUAGAAGCAUAGCUAAUUUUUUUACAUGUCACAGUAUUACUGUAAUAUAUUUAGUCCUAAGACAAUAUCAUGUGUUUUGUAAGGAUACAAUACGUUCAUGUCAGUUGUUUAGAGUUG